AUGGGAAGAACACGAUUUAAUGCAAAAGCGCGACAAGUCGUUAAGACAAAUAUUGACAACACGGAAACCAGUGAGAUUCAUUUAGAGUUUUCUAAGAGUGAAUAUGGAUCCAGCGAUCAAAAUAAUUUACUGGCUUUGCCCUCCAAGAAAAGAGAAACUAAAAUUGUUAAAGAAAAGAAAGAGAAGACAAGAUUCUUGUCUAAGGCACAAAGGAAGAGAUUAGAAAAAAUUGUUGAAAAGAAGCACAAAAAGGAGAAUCGAGCUUCACUGCUGGAAUCCUUAUCCAAAGUGCAGGCUUCAGCAGACGAGGUUAAACAAUUGACGGCCAUCUCUGCUGUGCAGACUAUAGGCUUACGUCGAUUGCAAGAAUUUGAUUCAGAACUACCCAAACAAAAACUUGUUGAAGAUACUGUUAAAAAGUUUAGUAGUAUAGCUGGAGCUAAGAAGCGCUUAAGACUUUUAAAAAUGGAUAAUGCUGAAAAAUUAAAAAAGAAAAAAUACGACCCUGAUGUAGUUGGCUUAGAAGAAUCAUCAGAAGAAAGUUCCGACUCUGAAGAUACUGAUAGUGAUGAACCAGAAAUUGUAAAUAAUGAAAAAGAUACUGGAAUCGAGAGUGUGCCUGAGCCUGAUACAGUUGAUAAUGUGAAUAGCAAAAAUGGAAACUGUGAUACUAUGGAAAAAGAAGAUAUAGAAUUGGAAAAAUCUAAAAAUAAAUCGAAGGAGAAGAAUGUAGUUAAGGAUACCAAAACAAAAGAAGUAAAAAUUGAAAAUAAACCUUUACUAAACCAUCCUACAGUUAAUGUAGAAGUAAAAAGGGAUCCUAAGAUACAGGUGGCCAGAUUAAAACUGCCAAUACUAGGCGAGGAACAAAGAAUAAUGGAAUUGAUCAACGAGAAUGAGUUUCUAAUCAUUGCUGGUGAAACAGGCAGUGGUAAAACAACUCAACUUCCACAAUUCUUAUAUGAAGCCGGUUACGCAGGACAAAAAAUGAUAGGUGUGACAGAACCUCGCCGUGUGGCUACCGUGGCAAUGUCAGUGCGAGUUGGAUAUGAACUGGGACUCACAAGCAAGGAAGUCUCGUACCUCAUGAGGUUUGAGGGUAACGCUUCGAAGGAUACCAAAAUCAAGUUCAUGACUGAUGGUGUUCUUCUAAAAGAAAUCCAGUCAGACUUCCUCCUUAGCAAAUACUCUGUUAUAAUCAUCGAUGAAGCUCACGAAAGGAGCGUGUACACAGACAUAUUGCUUGGCCUCCUGUCUAGGAUUGUACCGCUCAGGAGGAAGCGAGGAAGUCCACUUCGAUUAAUUAUUAUGUCCGCUACACUAAGGGUGGAGGACUUUACAGAGAAUACUAGGUUGUUCAAGCAACCGCCUCCCGUUAUUAAGAUAGAUUCAAGGCAGUUCCCCGUGACAGUGCACUUCAACAAGCAUACAAACAGCGAUUACUUAAAAGAGGCUUACAAAAAAUCUGUCAAAAUUCACACGCGGUUGCCGGACGGAGGAAUACUUAUAUUUGUCACUGGACAACAAGAGGUAAAUUAUCUAGUCCGUAAGCUAAGAGCCGCAUUUCCGUAUCGUAAGGACGUGGACUAUUCCAAAUUGAUCACGAGGACGAAAACUAGUGACGCUGAUGCGGCUCUGGACUCGGAUCCUGACGACAUCGAGUCUGAUGACGAUGAGGUUGAAAAAGAAAUGAAACGAGCACGUAAAGCUCGUAGAAAAGCAAAGCAGAAGAUAAAAACCUUGCCUAAGAUAAAUCUGGAUGAUUAUGACAUGCCUGAAGACGAUGGUCAGGCUGACUUAGUGGGGGAGGAUGAUGACAGCGAAGGUCACCUUAGUGAUUCAGAUACUGAGGAAGACUCCCUCACAGCCUCCAUAAAGUCAUGCCGCCAGCCGCUCUGGGUCCUCCCUCUGUACUCUAUGCUGAGCUCUUCAAAGCAAGCUCGUGUGUUCCAACCCCCUCCAGUGGGUAGUCGCUUGUGUGUGGUGAGCACAGACGUCGCAGAGACAUCCCUCACCAUACCAGCUGUUAGAUACGUCGUUGAUAGCGGAAAGAAGAAAAUGCGUGUUUAUGACCACGUGACGGGGGCGAGUGCGUGGCGAAUAGUGUGGACAUCCCAGGCCAGUGCGGAGCAGCGUUCGGGCCGAGCGGGGCGGGUCAGCUCCGGCCACGCCUACCGCCUCUACAGCAGCGCGGUGUUCCAGCACGACUGUCCGGACCAGCACCCGCCCGACCUGUGCCGGAGGCCUGUCGAUGACCUGGUGCUUACUAUGAAGUGCAUGGGCAUUGAUAAGGUAGUUAACUUCCCAUUCCCAACGGCUCCAGAUCGGUUGCAGCUGCGUUUAGCCGAGAAGAGGCUGGAGACUCUCGGUAUACUUGAGAAACCUGAAGUCAAGAACAUAAGGAUUGAUGAGGAAGAGAUACUGAAAGUGACCCCACUUGGCAAGGCUGUGUCAGCGUUUCCGUUGCUGCCUCGUUACGGGAAGAUGUUGGCCUUGAGUCACCAGCAGAACUUAUUGGCUUACACCAUUGCUUUGGUGUCAGCACUCACUGUUCCUGAGGUAAUGUCGGGUAAACCAGAAAGCUGGCCAGCAACUGGCAACAUACUAUUGUUGGGCGAUCUUGGAGUAUUGUUAAGAGCAGUCGGCGCAGCAGAGUAUGCUCAUAUCAAAGGAGAAGAAGAAAUAUUCUGCGCUAAAUACGGAUUGAGAGAGAAGGCAGUAAAAGAAAUCCGCAAACUUCGCAAACAAUUAACUUCAGAAAUAAACUUGAGCGUGGCCGGAGUAAACGUCGCAGUAGACCCAGAGAUGAAACCACCAGAUGACAACCAAACCAGACUCCUACGACAGUUGGUACUCAGUGGACUAGGAGACCAGGUUGGCAGAAAGAUAGCUCUAGAAGAAGUUAAGCAGGGUGAAGACAAGCGCAAAUAUAAAUACGCCUACCACACCGGCGAACUUGAAGAGCCCGUCCAUCUUCACUCUGAGUCCAUCCUUCGUAAAACCAUCCCCGAAUGGGUGGUGUUCCAGGAGUUGUACGAAACUGGAGCCGAAGAACGAAGGAAGAUGGUUAUGAGGAAUGUUACUGCUAUAGAACCGGAGUGGCUGCCUAUUUAUGUACCACAAUUGUGUAAUUUGGGCGAUCCUCUAUCAGACCCGGCUCCAAGAUACGAUGAGAAAUCGGGCAGAGUGAAGUCUCACUUCAAAGGAACAUUCGGUAAAGCUGGCUGGGAGUUACCUAUAGUGGAAAUCGAUUUUCCCGACAAGAUUGAUAGAUACAAAUGGUUCGGCCGUUAUCUUCUAGAGGGAGUUGUUUUCCCCAAGUUGAAGAAGUAUACAAGUUCAUUACUAUCCCCACCUUCGACUAUGGUGAAGAGUUGGGCUAAACUGCAGCCCAGGACUGAGGUGCUUCUGAAGGCGUUGAUAGCCAAAAGGGCCGGGACCAGAGACGCUUUGAGAGCCGUGUGGGUGCAACAAAGCAAUUUUCUACUGGAUGAAUACCUGAAAUGGGUCCCGGAGUCAGCUCACAACGAGGUGACAUUGUACUGGCCACCUUUAUAA
This is a messenger RNA of Arctia plantaginis, 3558 nucleotides long. Lineage: Eukaryota; Metazoa; Arthropoda; Insecta; Lepidoptera; Erebidae. The record is from the annotation of a GenBank genome assembly.